GGAUGUUUUGGCCCGCCAUUGGAACAUGGAAACAGCGCCACAAUCAAUUUACAUUCGAUUUAUCACAAGGACUGUUUGUGUUUAGCAACGUGGAAAGUGAUUCAUUAAAUACGACGUUAGUUGUUUUUUGUUGUUGCUAUCAAUUGAAGUUAAAUAUUAGCGAAAAUAGAUUGAUACAUUGUGGAUUUACCGCGAAUAUGGCCGCUCUGAUAUUGCGGAGGAAGUCUUGAAAACCACAGUUCUCACAACAUUUCAGCCAGCCAACACGACUCCGUGGCACGCAAACCGAAAUGAUAGCUAACUGCUUGGCUUGGUAUUUAACUAACUAGCUACGUUUGGUGAAGAUGACUGUCUGUGCUAUGUGGUCAUAACUAAGGCUGACUAAUAGAAAUGAGUGUUCAAGUGAAUUUGAAAGGGCAGUCUUCUCACGUCCUGGCCAAUGUUUACAAACCAGAGAAUCUGAAAAUGACAAGGUCAUCAGAGAACGCUCUUGCUGCCAUCACCUUCCCCAAAUCCAAAUUGGCAUGGGACCCCACACCUAGUGGGGAUGUGAUUAGCCUCCACCUAUCCUAUUACAGAAAUCCCAGACUACUUCUGGUGGAGAAAGUUCUUUGUUUGGCCCACCGGUAUUCCCGAGAGAAUAACAAGCCCCAGUUCAGCUGUUACUUGUUGGGGACUAUUGCUGUGGAUUCUGAGGAAGAGGGUGUGACUUUGGACCGGUUCGACCUGGGCCGGGAGCAACCUGGCUCCUCUGAAAAGGUCCCCACUGCCCUGAUGCCCGGGGACAUCCUGGUGCUGUGCGUGUUUGGAACCCAGGGGGUCGCUGCCACAGACUCCAUGGUUCACUCUGCAGAAGACUUCCACAUCUCUUUCAAGAUGCUCCAGCACUGCUGCACCUGGGAGUCCCUGGACCUGUCCAAGCUGCUGGUCCUGCGAGCACACCUUGGCUGCUCCCAGCAAACAGACAGCCUGGGCUUCUGCCUGCGCUGGGCCGCCGUCACCCCCGGUAACACACUGGACGCUGUGCCCAUUCGGCCCGUGCUCAUCAUCUCCACGGCCUUGGCCAGGAACCUGAGCGGGCCGACUAGCCUCACCCAGCCGCUACACAGCAGCACUAGCCACAAACGAGGCUUUCUGACCACGGAUCAAAGCAGGAAACUGCACCUAAUACUGGAGUCUGACCCGAAGGCCUACACUCUACCACUGGUGGGACUAUGGCUGAGUGGUGUCAACCACAUCUCCAACCCCCAGGUGUGGGCAUGGUGUUUGAGGUACCUGUUCAGCUCCUCCCUCCAGGACAAGGUGACGUCGGAGGGCGGUGCGUUCCUGGUGGUGCUGUACUCGCUGACCCACAGGGAGCCAGAGUUCUACCAGGUCCAGCCCUGCAGUGGUCAGCAGCAGGACAUGACCUUCCAACUGCUCACUAGCACCGAGUCACUCACCCUCUACAAGAUAGGCACAGGUAACGUGGAAGUGUCUGAGGGCCAUACUCUGCAGUUUGAGCUCAGUGCUGAGAGCCAGAACACCGAGGCUGAGUUCUUCAGGGAACUGGUGUCCCGUGCCUCCUUCACAAGCCCUGCGGUAGUGCCAGCAUCUCCUCAGAACAGACUGUGUAUCAACGACCAUGACUCUGGAGUAGAGGAUGAGGACCUCUCCCCCAGGCCCUCCCCAAACCCCCACCCUCUCACCCAGCAGACCAAGCGGGUCCACCAUUCUGUGCCGGAGCUCUCCCUGGUGAUGGACGGCAGCUUCCUUGAUGGAAAGACCAUGGGCCCCCCUCAUCCUCCCCCCUCAGCUCUGCAGCCCAGAGGCAGUUGCCCCUCCUCCCACCAGCUCCACCCUGGGGCAACCAGACCUCCAGGCCAGGGGCCCACCACACUCAGUGGCCCCCCACCCAUCAGAAGGCCCCUGACCCCUGCCAUGGACACUCAGAGUAAGGGCAGCAGAGGAUUCCUAUUCACCCCUGGGCAGCAGCCUCCACCACUCCGGCCCCCUUCCUCUGGCAGGAAAUCAGCCCCUCCACAGUUCGGGAAGACGUCCGCCUCUUCCUCCUCCUCAUCUUCCUCCUCUUCUCCAAAGACAGGCGCCUCUCCUAAUGGAUCACUCCAACAGGCCAGGCAGUUCCACCAAGCACCAGGUCCCCUCUCUCACAAGUGGGCCUCCCCCGUCGGAGCCUCUCCACACCACAGCCCCGGUGACCCCUCAGCCCCCAUACCCUCUCACCAACAGCCCGCUGUCCAUCUCACACUUCCACAGCAUCCUCAACAUGAACCAGCCUUGUGGGUGCUGCUCCUUCAACCCACAUGACCAUGUUACCCCCCCUGUACCACCCCAACUACUGGCAGGGAGCUUCAGGCACCCACAACAGCCCAGAUAGGCACUUCUGUUCCAACUCCGAUGGUAACCCCCCCACCUCUCACAUUUCCCCUUCCCACCAAACACACCCUCACCACAGCCCAUUGUCACCCCAGGGGCCCACACUUACACCAUUUCACCAUCCAGGGGCCCUGCUUGGAGCGGGCGGCCCCCGUCUGUCAGAACCAGUGUUGCCAGGCCCAGUCGGCAAAGUCUCUCUCCCCCCUGGAUGGGCCCAUGGGCCUCCUGCCCUCUGACGCCUACAGAAUCCUGGUGGACCAAGACCGGCAGCUCAACUUACUGCAGGCACAGAUCCAGAAGCUACUGGCGGCAGCCAUGCAGACACAGAUCUCCCUAGGACAACACACCAGGAGGAAUGUCAGCAUCGCUGUAGGAACAGGUGCCAGUUUGUUCUGGGGAAACCCCAUCGAUGCCCCCGCUUGUGAUGAGGAUGAGCGCCAACAGCCAGAGUGGCACACGGACAGGGGGCCUGGCGCCCCUGAUGGCAGCAGGUCCUCCUCUGGUCGGAGUUCUGGCAGUGCCAGCCUCACCCACAGCAGGCACAUGAAUGGCACAGAAGAAAAGAGUGGGGGCAGUGAGGGACAUGUGAAAGGCACACCCUUCAACCAGUCAAUGCACAAGAGCACCAUGAUGCCAAAUCACACGCAGCUCAAUGGAGAGUGCCAGCUUACAUUACUUAUGCAGAAGGUGUUCCUGUUAACUUUCCCCUGUACUCUGGCCGCCAUCAACCCAGAGGCAGUCAUCAGCAGACUGACCCUCCUGGAGUCCACGGGAACCAGCAUGCGGGGCUCCAGUGGCAGCGUGGACCUCAGCCUGGAGGCCAAUGCCAUCGCCCUCCGGUACCUCAGCGACCAGCAGCUUUCUAGACUUUCUGUGGGGGGAGGGCAACAGCCCCCUAGGUUCUGCCCCUGCACACCGCUCUCAGAGAAGCCUGGAGCGGAGAAGAGCACUGUGGGACUCAGUUGUAUCCUGUCUCCCAACAACAUAUCCUUCACCACCAGCAAGUACAUGAGAAGGUACAGGCUUAUAGAGGGGAGCAGGAAUGAGGAGGACGACGACAGGGUCAAGGGGCAGCAUUUGGACAUGGGAUAUACCGUACAGUUCCAUGUUCAACAGGAGCAAGAAGGGCAGGGAGAGAGGGAGCGCAAAGUUUUGGUUCUGAAAACAUCACCAAUGAGUUGCCACAUUCCAAACCUGUCCACACGCAGGGGCCACACGCAGGGGCCACACGCAGACUCUCAAAGCCAGCUACUCAGGCACUUGCGUCCUAAAAUGCAGCUUUUGGCACGCGGCGCCAAACAACAUUCGGACAAGGAGAUUGGUGCAAAACGGCUGCCAUCUUUAGGUGAAAUACGAAGGGAGUGUCCUCAACCAGAGGGGUUGAUGGGAAAUUUCUUGAACCUGAGUAGACUUAGACAGCUCGCGAAACUCUUCUAAAGGACCACGGGAACUAAUGCAAAGGAAACUCAAAAUGACAAAUGAAAUGUAUUGUCGAAUCCAUUGGGAUUUGUCAGUGUGGCUGUAUUCUUAGUAAGAUAUUCUUAAAUGCUUCCAUACAUCUGUUUACAGAUUGUUUUGAAUGCCUCUUUAUUGGAAUCUUCAUGGUUGCUCAUUGUUUGUAAUGUAUACAUUUUGUGUAGGACCACUGAAACAGUGGCUCUUACCAAAUCUCUUCACCACUGUGCUCUUUGUGCGCAAAAUGUACUUGUUGCCUUUCUACUACAACUAUGUGGAAGAGGGUGUGGCGUCAUGAUGUAUCUAGCUCUUUUCAAUGGUGGCAGCUAGGUCAUUGAAUUGUUUUUAUCACUUUUAAUUUAAAGUGCUUUUUGAUUUUCAACAUGCCAUGGAUGCCAAUUGUCUGAACUGUUGUAAAUUUUAAUCCAACAGAUGUUGGGAUUUUUAAGUCUGAUUACAUGGUGAAACGGACUACGUUCAUGCGUAUUUUGGUGUACUUUUCAGUUUAAUGUUGUGAAUAUUUUAAUUUUCUUUCAUGUUGCCUUGUUUUUCUUGUGUUUACAUGAAAUGCUUGCUCCAGCAUUAUUUUUAAUUUCUGUACUUGAACUUCCUAUUUAAAAUUGCCUUAAUAAAUAUGUACUGUAUUCA
Molecule: messenger RNA, 4479 nt
Organism: Salmo salar (Atlantic salmon)
Lineage: Eukaryota; Metazoa; Chordata; Actinopteri; Salmoniformes; Salmonidae
Source: RefSeq, a predicted model, not a curated record